AUGGCCACGGUAGGAGAAACUGCACCGAUCAGUAAUCAUACCAUUGACCGUUCAACAAAGGCUAAAGUAACAUUAGAAAACUAUUUCUCUAAUCUUGAAGCACAUCAUGCAGAAAGAGAAAACAGGUAUAGGUUAUUAGAACAAUCUAUGGAAGAAGAAGGGCUUUCAGCAGAACAAAAAAAUGAAAGAAGACAACAACAUGCAACCAAAGAAACAGAAUUUUUACGUUUAAAAAGAUCUCGAUUAGGUGUGGAUGAUUUCUCACCAUUAAAAGUGAUAGGAAGAGGCGCAUUCGGCGAGGUGCGUCUUGUCCAGAAAAAAGAUACCGGCCAUGUUUAUGCCAUGAAAAUAUUACGCAAAAUGGACAUGCUGGAAAAAGACCAGGUAGCCCAUGUGCGAGCAGAGCGUGAUAUCUUAGUAGAAGCUGAUCAUCAGUGGGUUGUUAAAAUGUACUAUUCUUUUCAAGAUGCACAGAAUCUUUAUCUUAUAAUGGAAUUUUUACCUGGAGGUGAUAUGAUGACAUUAUUGAUGAAGAAAGAUACAUUAACAGAAGAACAGACCCAAUUUUAUAUAUCAGAGACAGCUUUAGCUAUAGAAUCAAUACAUAAACUAAACUUUAUACAUCGUGAUAUCAAACCUGAUAAUUUAUUAUUAGAUUCUAGGGGUCAUAUAAAGUUGUCAGAUUUUGGUUUAUGUACAGGAAUGAAAAAGUCCCAUAGAACAGAAUUUUAUAAAGAUUUAUCACAGGCCAAGCCUGGAGAUUUUAAUUCUGGAAAUCCAAUGGAUUCUAAACGAAGGGCGGAAAGUUGGAAAAGAAAUAGAAGGGCUUUGGCCUAUUCUACCGUGGGUACGCCUGAUUAUAUCGCACCAGAAGUGUUCAUGCAAACAGGUUAUAAUAGUUCAUGUGAUUGGUGGUCUCUAGGUGUUAUAAUGUAUGAAAUGAUGAUAGGUUACCCUCCAUUUUGUUCGGAAAAUCCUCAGGAAACUUAUCGUAAAGUGAUAAACUGGCGUGAUACACUUGUCUUUCCUCCUGAUGUACCCAUUUCAAAUGAAGCUAAAGAAGUCAUUCAAAGAUUUUGUUGUGAUGGUGAACAUAGAUUAGGAGCUGGUGGUAUAUCAGAAAUAAAAUCACAUCCUUUUUUUCAAUCUGUAGACUGGGAUCAUAUCAGGGAACGUCCAGCAGCAAUACCAGUUGAUGUCAAAGGAAUUGAUGACACAUCUAACUUUGAUGAAUUUCCGGAAAUUGAUUUGAAAUUAUCAUCACCGCCUAAAGAAGAAGACAUCCCUGAUUCUAAAUAUAAAGAUUGGGUGUUUAUUAAUUAUACAUAUAAAAGAUUUGAAGGGUUAACACAGAGAGGUUCCCGAUCACCUUUAAAUAAAAGCUAG
Lottia gigantea (owl limpet) is the source of this 1386-nucleotide messenger RNA. RefSeq lists its product as hypothetical. Lineage: Eukaryota; Metazoa; Mollusca; Gastropoda; Lottiidae. The record is from RefSeq and is a predicted model, not a curated record. Gene Ontology annotation, biological process: intracellular signal transduction; peptidyl-serine phosphorylation. Gene Ontology annotation, molecular function: ATP binding; protein serine/threonine kinase activity. Bases 1 to 1386 code for a protein of 461 amino acids. The transcript is spliced from 12 exons.